AUGAAGAGAAACCUAAAUGAAAAUUCAACUCGAAGUACAGCAGGCUGUUUGCCUGUACCAUUGUUCAAUCAGAAAAAGAGGAAUAGACAGCCAUUAACAUCCAAUCCAUGUAAAAAUGAUCCAGGUAUCAGUAAUGCUUCUGACAGUUAUGAUUUCCCUCCUCUACCAUCAGAUUGGGCCUGGGAAGCUGUGAAUCCGGAGUUGCCUCCUUUAACAAAAACAGUGAAUACGGGGCAAAUACCGCAUUCAGUUUCUAAUCCUCUGAGAAGUCAAGAUUCUGUAUCUAAAUCUAUUCAAUCAAAUGCUGAGAGCAGCAAGAGUGAUUGGAGCUACAGAGAUGGCAACAAAAAUACCAGUUUAAAAACUUGGGAUAAAAAUGAUUUUAAGCCUCAGUGCAGAAGAAGAAAUCUGAUGACAAAUAAUGGAAUAAAUUCAGGUCCAAUUAAUUUGGGAGCUCAACAGCAGAAACAAUUAAGAGUAUCUGAAUCUACUAACUUACCUAACCAAAGAGAAAGUGAAGCACUCAGACAAACAAAGUCAUCAGAAAUACCUGGCUCCACAAUGAGAAGUCUAGACAAAAACAGCACACUGCAGGCAUUUAAGCCCAAUUUUCAACAAAAUCAAUUUAAGAAAAAAAUGUCGGAUGGUUUUCAAGAAGUAAACACCCUCAAGAAGGAAGCCUCAUCAUAUCAGUUAAAGCUUAGGGAAAAAGAUAAUUCUUUCAGAAUUAUAUCUGCAGUUAUUGAAAGCAUGAAGUAUUGGCGUGAACAUGCACAGAAAACUGUACUUCUUUUUGAAAUAUUAGCUGUUCUCGAUUCAGCUGUUAGACCUGGCCCAUACUGUUCAAAGACUUUUCUUAUGAGAGAUGGGAAACAUACUCUGCCAUGUGUAUUUUAUGAAAUAGAUCGUGAACUUCCCAGACUGAUUAGAGGCCGAGUUCACAGAUGUGUUGGAAACUACGACCAGAAAAAGAAUAUUUUUAAAUGUGUUUCUGUGAGACCGGCAUCUGCCUCUGAACAAAAAACUUUCCAAGCAUUUGUUAAAAUUGUAGAUGCUGAAAUGAGAUAUUAUACUAGUAUAAUGAAUGAAGUUUAA
This is a messenger RNA of Budorcas taxicolor (takin), 1095 nucleotides long. It is a transcript of the gene SPATA22, whose product is annotated as spermatogenesis associated 22. Gene Ontology annotation, biological process: gamete generation; homologous chromosome pairing at meiosis; meiotic DNA repair synthesis. Lineage: Eukaryota; Metazoa; Chordata; Mammalia; Artiodactyla; Bovidae. The record is from RefSeq and is a predicted model, not a curated record. The coding region runs from base 1 to 1095 and encodes 364 amino acids. The transcript has 8 exons.